This is a messenger RNA of Coregonus clupeaformis (lake whitefish), 3850 nucleotides long. It is a transcript of the gene ccdc177, whose product is annotated as coiled-coil domain containing 177. The transcript is spliced from 2 exons. Bases 392 to 3385 code for a protein of 997 amino acids. Lineage: Eukaryota; Metazoa; Chordata; Actinopteri; Salmoniformes; Salmonidae. The record is from RefSeq and is a predicted model, not a curated record.
GCAGCCUAGCACAGAGACUAAGCAAGGACCAACCCACAUAAUAUAGCCUAGUAGAAAAAAACAACAAGCCAUUUGCGGUAAAAAAAAAUAAAAAAAAUAAAAAAAAAAUUAAAUAGAGGCUGCAGAUAAAUGUAAACACGCAGAGUUGAAAGACUGCAUCCAGUCGUGUCAUCAAGAACGGCUCUCUGUAACAGACGGAGAAAGACAGUGUCUGUGUCGCGUCGCUGAGGGGUCGCAGUGACGCGUGUGAUCUUCCAUCGCUGGGUCUGUCAGCGCACGGAGUAAUUCCUCCGUCACCUGGUAGUAUGCAGCGUGUGGAGGGGACUAAACGCACUCAUUUGGAACUAGAAAGCAUCGGUUUAGGAAACAAUUGUCAAAGUGGCAGCCAGCUAUGGUUGACCCAUCUGAGCCAGAGGACCAGAGCAAGGGGAAACAGAUGGAGGCCUCUGCACCCACCAGACUACCAGACCAAGGUGAUGGGAAAGCAACAGAGGAGGGCGAGGGUGUGUGUGGCAGUGAUGCAGAGACCACACCCACACACUAUGCUGGGCUGGGGGAGAGGAUGGUAGCCCCUCCCCCUGUUGCACAGGAGGCCAGUCCUCCCAGUCCACACACCCAGCCCCAGCUUCCGCCUCCUCCCCCUCCAGACCUCCAGCCUCCCAGUCCACACACCCAGCUACAGAGCCCUCCGGUCAGCCAGGAGGCAGCAACUCCCCCUCCAGACCUCCAGCCUCCCAGUCCACACACCCAGCUACAGAGCCCUCCGGUCAGCCAGGAGGCAGCAACUCCCCCUCCAGACCUCCAGCCUCCCAGUCCACACACCCAGCUACAGAGCCCUCCGGUCAGUCAGGAGGCAGCAACUCUCCCUCCGGACAGCAGCCAAGCUCCGAACCCUCUACCUCAAGACUUCCAGCCUCCAAGCAGUGACCCAGAGCCCAGAGAACCAUGCCCCAAGCUGCACCUAGACCUGUAUAACUUCGACACCCCGGUGGCGGAGGGAAGCCGCUACGUCCUGACCAGCCCCCGCUCCCUGGAGGCCUGCGCCCGCUGCGGGGUCAAACCCGUGGAGAUCCUGUCGCGCCCGCUGUCAGACUUCGCCCGUGAGGCCCCGGGACGGUCCAUGCGCGUGGCGACUGGCAUGUUUGAGGUGUAUGAGAAGGACAGGCACGCCAAGCUGAGAGCAUGCCGGGAGGAGAGAGAGAGGAUCAUAAGGGAAGAUAAGAGGAGGAUCCUUCAGGCUGCAGUCAACGGACAUGCUGCAUUAUCUACAGAGGAACAGCACAGAGCACCCAGACAUGCUGCAUUAUCUACAGAGGAACAGCAUAGAGCACCCAGACAUGCUGCAUCAUCUACAGAGGAACAGCACAGAGCACCCAGACAUGCUGCAUUAUCUACAGAGGAACAGCACAGAGCACCCAGCUUAACUCAGCUAUCUAAACCAGGCCCUAUGGCCUCCAGUCCUACUACAUCUAAACCUUCCCCCAGUAGUACUGGACAGGCCUCCAGUCCUACUACAACAUCAGGUCCAAGCAUUAAUAAAACUAGCACAACUCCUCUAGCUAAAAGUAGCUCUCUGCAGUCCUCUAAAACCAGCUCAUUCAGCUCUGUGUCCUCAUCAUCUAAAGGUGUGUACUGUGGUUCUGGUUCUGCUAAACGUCCUAAAUCUUCAGAACUAACCAAGGCACCCCGCCCUGUCUCAGGUCCACCUCCAGUGGUCAGAAAGAUCCCCAGCAGCACCACCACCACGCCGAAAGCCUCCAACACCUUCCCCAGAUCAGCCUCCAAACCCUCCUCCUUCCCCAGAACAACCACCUCCAUGACCUCCACCAUGUUCAAGAGUUCCAUGCAGAGCCCAGUCACCCCGACUACAGCAGCUCUCAACGGCAUCACAGGGGGUCUAGGUGGGCCGUUCCCUCACCACAACGGCCACCCUGUGUCCACUCCAAAGGGCAGAGGGAAGAGCCACUCCCUAGAGUCCCUACAAAGGAGGAUGGAUACCAUCUCCACCUCCACCACCAACUCUACCCCCACCUGCACCUCCUCUGGAGAGGAGUCCGGCGCAUCCUCCUCCUACAGCUGGGAUGGACCCAGAGACCACUGGGCCAAGUCCUCCUCCCCCCGUGCCCGCACCCUGGCCACCUUCAACUCAUUGAUGGGGAGGAGCCUCAGCCUGGGGGACCUCAGCCACUCCCUCCAGACCACCCAGAAGGUGGAGCGCAUCGUCAAGGAGGUGCGUCGGCGGGGGCUGAAGGCGGUGCCGGAGCGGGACAGGAAGAUCGCUGCUCUGAUGCUGGCCCGGUACCAGGAGGAAGACAUCAUGAGCCAGACGCGGUACGUGGCUCACCUGCAGUGGGACAGCGAGAAGCGCCUGGGGGACCUGCAGCGGGAGCGGGAGGACCGGGAGAAGCAACGGGCGGUGCUGCAGUGCCAGCGGGCGUGGCAGUCCCAGGUGUCCCACCGCCAGCGCCGGCUCAGCCAGCAGGAGAGGGAGUCGUCGGCCGCUAAGCUGCGCCAGGUUGCGGAGAGCGAGGAGCGGCGGAGGGAGCUGGCGGAGCAGCAGGAGCGCGGUAGGCAACAGAGGCUCCAGCAGGCUGCCAGGGAGGAGAAACAGAAGAAGGAGCAGCAGGAACAGAACCUCAAGGCUCUGGAGGAGGAAAGGGCUGCAGUGCUGGAGCAAGAGCAGAUCCUCCUCAAGGAGAAACUCACCACGGCCGAGCUGAAGAAGCAGGAGAAGGAGCACCAGGCCCACGAGGAGCGCCGGGGACUGAACCGGGCUGAGAGGAGGCGCCACGCAGCCCUUAUCAGGGAGAUCGCCCGGAGAGAGGAGGAGGAGUGGGAGGAGGCGCGGAAGGCUGCGGAGGAGAAGCUGAGCCGCUCCCUGGAGAACUAUGAACAGAUGGUAGAGAGGAGAGACAAGGAGCUGAAGGAGAAGGCUAAGAGGGAGGAGCAGCAGAUUCAGAAGGCCAGGAGGUCUGCGGAGAAGAGGGAGAAACAGCAGCAACAGCAGGUGGAGGCCCGGGCCAAGGAGGCGGAGAGACGGGCCCAGCAGGCAGCUCUGGUGGCAGAAGAGAGGACCAAGGAGAAGUCCCAGAGAGCAGUACAGAGCAGGCAGGAGAAGGAGAGACUACAGCGACUUAACAGACAGCGUGUGGAGGAGGAGGAGCAGGCCAGGAGGAUGGAGCUCCUCCAGUCCAUCGAGAGGAAGCUGGAGAAGAGUGAGCAGAUCUUCAGGGAGAAGAGAGCCGUGCUGGAGAGCGCUCGCUCUACCGCCCGCGCCUCCUUCCACGUACGGGACCGGGUCAGGGAGGAGACCAACAUGAGGACCUUCGAUAAAAUGGAUCUGGAGGCCCAGUUCCAGUUCAAAGCCAGCCUGGAUGACAAGUGAUGACUACUGAUGACUAGUGAUGAGGCACACCAUCAUGCUACUGGUGAACUACUGGUUAGUGGUAACUACUGGUUACUACUGGUAACUACUGGUUAAUACCCUGGACUACUGGUUAGUGGUAACUACUGACUACCCUGGACUACUGGUAACUACUGGUUACUAUCCUGGACUGCUGUUAACUACUGGUUACUAAUGGUAACUACUGGUUACUACCCUGGAUAACUGGUUACCACUGGUUGCAAUGUGCAUGGCUAUAGCCAGGCUUGGGCAGGUUACUUUGUAAAUGUAAUCCGUUACAGUUACUAGUUACGUGUGCAAAAUCAGUAAUGCAACUUUUGGAUUACCCAAACUCAGUAACUUAAUCUGAUUACUUUUGGAUGACUUUCCCCUUAAUAGGCAUUAGAAGAAGACUAAAAGGAUCCAUCAAACACAUUUGGUUUGUCAUCAUAGUGGUCUCUGAUUGGU